This is a messenger RNA of Funneliformis geosporum, 172 nucleotides long. The record is from the annotation of a GenBank genome assembly. NCBI's taxonomy places the organism in Eukaryota, Fungi, Glomeromycota, Glomeromycetes, Glomerales, Glomeraceae.
AUGCCAGGCUGGGAAGAUUGCUCAUGGGGUUAUCAUGGUGAUGAUGGAAACACAUAUUUAAACAAUGAUGGCAAUUUAUAUGGACCAAAAUUUAUGACCGGUGAUACUAUCGGAUGUAGUUUAAACAUUAGAAAUAAUGCGGUAUUUUAUACAAGAAACGGAGUGAAUCUAG